Messenger RNA from Entrophospora candida, 202 nucleotides. Lineage: Eukaryota; Fungi; Glomeromycota; Glomeromycetes; Entrophosporales; Entrophosporaceae. The record is from the annotation of a GenBank genome assembly.
AUGACAAAUAUAACAUUUUCUGAUAAAGAUAAAGAGGAUAGCGAGGCUGAAAAUGGAACAAAAAUAGGUCAUAAAAGACAAUUGUCAACUUCAAAUUUACAACAAUCACAAAAACGUCGAGUGUAUGUCAACAUGCCAUUACCAACAGAAGAGCUUGAUCAGCAUGGUGAACCUAAAAUAUCUUUUGUACCAAACAAAAUAC